GUGGAAGUCAAGCUUUCCUGAAUAUUUUUAGCAUCUGAAAAAGUUUUUGGCAGUUGACCUGUGUUGUCUUAAUUGACUGAAGAUUGAUCGUUGACAUGAAGGGUUUUCUGGAAGUCGUCUUCUGGAUGACCUUUUUAGGUACGAGUAGUCUACAGAACUCCAAGUGUCCAGAUGUCUGCAGAUGUUCUUCAGGAGUCGUAGACUGCUACGGAAGAGGUCUCUAUUUCAUCCCAGAAGAUCUGGAUGAAGACACCCACACCAUGCUCCUCGCCUACAAUAGAAUUACUGCCCUGAAGACGUUAUCAUUUUAUAAAUACCCAUACCUUAGUCAUCUGGAGUUGCACAACAAUUUAAUCUCCAACAUUGACCCUCAGGCCUUCAAGAACCUUCAGAAUCUGACCUACUUGGAUCUCAGCAGAAACCAGUUGACAAUCUUAAAACCAAAGGUUUUCGAGCCGUUGACGGGCCUAAAAACAUUAAACUUGGGGAACAACUGGAUUACCAGGCUGCCCGGGGAUAUCCUGGAGCCCCUCAGAAAUCUGACCACGCUGUAUUUACACAACAACGCCCUGACCGGCCUGAGGGUGGACAUUUUAUAUCAUUUACCGUCCUUGACGCAUCUGAGAUUGGAUGGAAACCCCUGGGUUUGCACUUGUCAAAUUCAGUAUCUGUUGUCUUGGAUGAUAGACAAUGCUCAGAAAAUUUAUGAGAAAGAAAGAACUUUAUGUGGAGUCCCAAAAUACCUGAACCAAUAUCCUAUCCUAGAAAUCGAGAGGGGCUGGUUCGACCACUGCCAGGACUUCUUCACCCUGCAUGAAUACCUUUAUUUCCUGCUGAUUGGCCUGGUGCUUUUCCUGAGCAGCAUCAUCCUCUGCAUGGUAACGGGGGGUCUCAUUGUUUUCUACGAACGGUUGUUACUAAAAGCCCGACGAAAGCCACAUGUGUAUAAGAAAAGGACAGUGAAGAAACGGGAGAGCAUAACCAACGGCCACCACAUACCAGUGUGCCAUAUAUAAGUCGUGACCGAAACCUGCCUGUGCCUUCACUUGCUGAAAAAUUUAAAGGGACACGAGUUAUAUAUAAAAAAAAAAUUAGGAACACUUGCCAUGAUCUACUCCUCUUUACAUAACCCUUCUAAUAUCACAAUCCAAAGGAUGAAAAAUGCAAAAAA
Molecule: messenger RNA, 1171 nt
Organism: Bufo bufo (common toad)
Lineage: Eukaryota; Metazoa; Chordata; Amphibia; Anura; Bufonidae
Product: leucine-rich repeat-containing protein 26-like
Exons: 2
Coding region: 96-1016 (306 amino acids)
Cellular component (GO): extracellular matrix
Molecular function (GO): protein binding
Source: RefSeq, a predicted model, not a curated record